Hypanus sabinus (Atlantic stingray) is the source of this 6692-nucleotide messenger RNA. Its product is annotated as gastrula zinc finger protein XlCGF57.1-like. NCBI's taxonomy places the organism in Eukaryota, Metazoa, Chordata, Chondrichthyes, Myliobatiformes, Dasyatidae. The transcript has 2 exons. Gene Ontology annotation, biological process: negative regulation of transcription by RNA polymerase II. Gene Ontology annotation, molecular function: DNA-binding transcription repressor activity, RNA polymerase II-specific. The record is from RefSeq and is a predicted model, not a curated record. Bases 4575 to 6491 code for a protein of 638 amino acids.
UCGGUAUCUGCACGUGUAGUUUAACUCUUUGAGUGAUUAUGCAGAAAGUUUGAAGUUAAUAACUUUUGUGGUAUUUCUGUUUGACAUAAUUGAAAAUUGCUAAGUUUUGUAAAAUUGAAUCUUUCCACCUUGGGCCACGAACUUAUUAAUCACCCUUAGUUUGUGACACCCAAUUUGUGUACCUGCUCAUUUCAUGUACUGGGCAACUUCCUUGCCCCAUUCGUGUAAUGAGCAGGUACACAAAUUGGGUGUGACAUAUAUAGGGCUUCUUGUAAUGUCAAGCAAUAAACCAGAUGAAAGGAAUAUAUGAAUUUCAGAGCUCCACAGAAAUAUAGUUAUAGCUAAAACAUUAACAAGAUUUUAGCCUAUCACUAGAUUUCAGUGUAUAACUGGUACAAUUAAACAUAAAAUUCUUAAUUUAAUAAUAUGACAAAGUAUUACACAGUUGCACUUAACUGAUUAUCAUAGAAUAUAAUUAUCAAGCAAGUAAAAUAACUUUGAUUGCUUCGAAGACACAGGGUUGUAAGUGAGAAAAAUGUACUUUAGGAUUAGCGAGUAAUCCACGGACCACCACAGAUGUAGCCUUACUAAUACGACUGAGUCAGAGCAGACGGCCGCAGCACUUAGCAGUGUUCCUCAGAGGUAUAAAAAUAACAAAAAUAAAGCAAUUCAGUUUUUACACUUUUAGCCCCUAAAUUGGAACCAAGUAAUCAAGUAUGAAAAAAGAAACUCUGAUGAACUAUUGCUAAAGCCACGAAUAUUGCUGAAUAUUAGUCUCAAAAGCUGUAGGUUGUCAACUUUGCCUUGUACUGUUUGUCUCGCAGAAAUGGUUGGACAGGAAGUGUACCUGUGAGUGUCGAUACUCACAAUAUCCUCACAUGACAUGGUUAGACCGAUACAGACACUGUUUAGUCUUUAAAUAUAUAAAAAGUUAAACAAGCUUGAAUCUUUAUUAUUAUCGCAUCUAUACAAAUAGAAAAGAUUAUAUUUUGAAAGUCAUAAAUGUUAAGAGGGGAGGAGAGCAACCAUUUGGGAGGUUUGGAAAUGUGUUUUGUCUCAUUCAUUACCUCACUAAAUUAUUCUUCUUCCUUUCAACACAAAGGGAAAAAGAGCCUCUUUCCAAUCAGCUACAGUUGGUGGAGCGAGGCCAAGGGGUUGAUCUGCUAUUAAUGAUAAUUGAAAUGACGUAAAACUAGCUUAAAUCCCAGAAAUGUCUUGUUUUCCAUUUGGCUUGGAAAAUAAAACUAAAUUUAUCCAGGUUUCGAAGAGGAUUUUGGAUGAUUAGCUUGUGUUUUUGAUCAAAGUCAGAUCGAAGAUAAGUGAGCAGUGAAUUUUUCUUUCAUUGUUUUUAACUUUUAAACUUGGGUUUCCAUGUUCAUUCCUUGCUGAAUAUAGCUCCUUCAUGGUAUCCAAUGGUACCCAUUGCAAAGAGCGGAAGAAUGCUCACAUUUGUGUACAGGGAUUUCCCAGCUUCCUCGGCCAAUGGGUCGAGCGAGGAGGAAUUUCACAAAUACCUAAAUAAAAAGCAGUCACAGCUCCAGGAUUUCACCAAAAACGAUCAAAUAUCCUAAUGUUAUUAGUGGUAUUUUUUCCCCACCAGCCAACACUUUCCAACACCCGCUUCCGUAAAAUUCCCUCUAUUUAAUAUCCGGGGUUGUUAAAUUCCGUACUUGCUUAUUUUGACUUUUUUCCAGAGGUGUCAGAGCGGCGCUCCGGUGAGCUCUGAUAGCACUGCACCCCUGAAUGUAUGAGACAGUACAGUGUUAAAUGCAAAACCCCGAACAAUGUCGAUGAUCAGAGGGAUCUUAGACUCCAAGUUCAUCACUCCCUGAAAGAGAUUGAUCGGGUGGUUAAGAAGCAAAUGCAAUGGUUGUCUUUAUUAGUUGAAGCACUGAGUUCAAAAGUCAUGAAGUUGUGCUGCAGCUUUGUAAAACUUGUUAGCCCACAUCUGGAGUGUUUCAUACAGUUCUGGUCGCCCCCAUUCUCGGAAGGAUGUUGGGUCUUUGGAGAAGGCGCAGGAAAGGUUUACCAGGAUACUGCCUGGAUUAGAGGGCAUGAGCUAUAACGAGAGGCUGGGCAAACUUGUGUUGAUUUCUCCAGAGCGGCGCAGGCUGGGGUGAGACUGGAUGGACGUUUAUAAUAUUACAAGAGGAAUAGAUAGAGUGGACAGAGGGUAUGUUUUUCCUGAGGGUUGAAAUGUCUGACACAUUUAAGGUGAGAGGAGAUGUGAGGGGCAAGUUUGUUUAUUUCCACAGAAUGCUGGGAAGCUGGAGUCUGUGCCUGGGAUGUUAGACCGCCCGGUCACGUGAUCCCAUUUGCCCCUUCCAUAUAACCACAGAUGUAACGAUCUCUUUGUGCAUGUUCACAAUCUCCAGAUGGGCGGUCACUCGUCCUCCAACUUGCCCGAACUCGUCUCGCUUCCUGAGGCUCCUCACAUUUGUCCUGGAGCUUUAUGGCUGUUGUGUCUUCUCCUGGAUUGGGGUGGGUGAGGAAGCAGAAUGACCCAGGUUGUGGGGAUCUUUGAUUUCACUGCCUGCUUUACCGAGGGACUGGGAAGUCUCGGGGGGAGGAUGGUUUCUGUGAUGUGCUGCUCUGUAUCCAAAGGUCUCUGCAUUUCCUCGCAGUCAUGGAUGGAGCAGUUACCGUGCAAAGCGUGAAGUGUCCGGAUGGGAAACUUUCUAUGGUGUGUUGAUAAAAAUCUGGUGAGGGUCAAAGUAUAUCUGGCAAAGUUCUUGUUAUUUUUGCUAAUUCUGUCAUUUUAGAAUCUUUUGGACAAUAGUAUGUACUAUUCAUUCAGUACCUAUGUGUUGCUGGAGGACCAUCAGUGAUCGUCCUUGAUCCCUUCUCCCACCUGCUUCCAUCUGCUCAUCUUGUUCAACCUCUGCCCAGUCUCCUCACAACACCCAACUCCGCUUCAGUGAUGUACACCAACCAUCUGGGUCAUCCUCAGUCCGCCUUGUAUCCCACCUCCUCAAUGUUAUAUAUCAACAAACUUUCUUCCAACCCUUGUCUUCAUUGUGAAGUGUUCUUUUGUCCCUUUGGCCUCGCUGAUCAUUUCCAGAAUCGGUUAUUGUUAGCUGGAAUGCCGGAGGGUCAUCAGGUCCCAUUUCUGUUGUGCAUUGGUGUGGAGAUGCUAGUUUAUGAACAGUGAUGGGCUGACACACUGCAGCAUUUUACUGGCAGCAAAGAGUACUGGGAGAGUUGGUGCUUGGGCUCUAAUCCUGUGAUUGGCAUUCCAGGCAAAUGGAACUGUUGUUGUGUUGGCUUGGACUUUGGUUAGUGCUUCUACAGAUGGGGCUGGAUGGAUGUCCUUCUUCGAGCAGCUGGACAUUGGUUGUAUGGAAAUCCCGGAUUGCACUACCCAGUGAGAGAUGGGAGGACAAUGUGUGAGACUCUCAGGGUCGGUGAGUGGCAGAUUAAGCUGUGUGACUCUGUGAGGUUGGGUCCUGGGAUAUCAUAGUUUUUCAUCCAGGUAAAAUGGACCUGGGGAUCGAGCUGCUUGGGCUUAUGAGGUGUUGAGUGAGUAUUUCUGGUCUUGGUUCAGAUGUUUGUUUCUGGAGUUCCUUUGGAAGCAAUGACUGCCAGUCUGAGGAGAGGAUGAUUCCCACUUCCAUCCUCACAGGGAGAGGCUGUGAGUAAAUGAGCUGUUCUGUGUUUACAACAGUAGAAAUAGACCCAGAGAUUGGUGUUCAAACUGUGUUUGGAAAUUCCCCCGCACCCCCCCCCCCCCCUCACUGUCACACAGUGGAAAUCAGGCAGCUGUGCUGGAGAUCUACACUAAAAACUGAAAAUAUUUGAAGUCAUUCUGAUGAAAUGUUAUUAAUUGAAUUGUAUUGUAAGCUAUUCCUUACCUGCUGAGUGUUUCUGGUAUUUAUGACAGAAAUUAAUAUAUUCAUGAUUGCUAAGUACCUUCAGGCUAACAGGAGGAAGACAGGAAUAUGGUGUUGGAAUGAAAAUCAGCCGUGUUUGAAUGGUGGGCAGACCAUAUGGAUCGAAUCACCUAAUUCUCUUCCUGUGUCUUAUGUCUUACCAUGACUGAAUGACGGCUCCUUCUUAUCCCAUAUCGUCUGUGUCAUGUGAGGGACAAUAAAAGCUUGUUCACUGAGAUCAUUAUAUUUACCUUCAAUGUUUAAAUUUCAGUGAGUUUUGUUCCUAGAAAAAUUAAACAGAAAUGUUUGGUCCUCCUUUUCAUUGUUAACGUGCUUCAUUAUCUUACAUGUUAAAGUUAGACCUGCAGUUAGAGAUUUAUUGGAAGAAAAACCACGACUGAAGAUGAGGGAACAGCAACAAGUGAACCAGCCCGAGGAUUGAGAGCACCGACUGGAGAGGACCCAUCUGACUCGGAGAUUCCAGUGAUUCAGUCAGGAGAAAGUUUGGUUAAAAACAACAAGGAAAUUAUCUACGGGGAGGUCAAACACAACACGCUGUUUUGUUGUCUAUGUCCAGAUAUUUAAGAAGUGGAACAAGGGAUUUACUCGAUCAUCAUUCCUACUCAGGCUGUGGGGAGUGAUUCACUCGAUCAUUAUUCCUAUUCAGACUGUGGGAGAGAUUCAUCGAUCAUCUGACCGACUGACAUGCUGUCAAUUUACACGGGGGGAAUCCAUUUAUCUGCUCAGUCAUCCACUCUAAUGGCUCACCAGCGAGUUCACACCGGGGUGUGGCCAUUCACCUGCUCAGACUGUGGGAAGGGAUUCAUGUUGUCAGCUCACCUACUGAGUCAUCAGUCAGUUCACACGGGUGAGAGGCCAUUCACCUGCUCUGACUGUGGGAAAGGAUUCACUUUGUCAUCUAAUCUUAAGCUACAUCAGCGAGUUCACUCUGGGGAGAGGCCGUUCACCUGCUCAGACUGUGGGAAGGGAUUGGCGUUGUCUUCCCACCUACUGAGACAUCAGUUAGUACACACUGGGGAGAGGCCGUUCACCUGCUCAGAAUGUGGGAAAAGAUUCACUUCGUCAUCUCAACUUAAGGUACAUCAGCGAGUUCACACUGGGGAGAGGCCGUUCACCUGCUCAGACUGUGGAAAAGGAUUCACUCAGUCAUCCCACCUUCAAGCACAUCAGCGAGUUCACACUGGGGAGAGGUCGUUCAACUGCUCAGAGUGUGGGAAGGGAUUCGCGUUGUCUUCCCACCUACUGAGACAUCAGUUAGUACACACUGGUGAGAGGCCGUUCACCUGCUCAGAGUGUGGGAAAAGAUUCACUUUGUCAUCUCAACUUAAGGUACAUCAGCGAGUUCACACUGGUGAGAGGCCGUUCACCUGCUCGGACUGUGGAAAAGGAUUCACUCAGUCAUCCCACCUAGAAGCACAUCAGCGAGUUCACACUGGGGAGAGGCCAUUCACCUGCUUAGACUGUGGGAAGGCGUUCACACAGUUUGCUACCCUACAAGCACACUGGUCAGUUCACACUGGGGAGAGGCCGUUCACCUGCUCAGACUGUGGGAAAGGAUUCACUUCGUCAUAUAAACUUAAGGUGCAUCAGCGAGUUCACACUGGGGAGAAGCCAUUCUCCUGCUUAGACUGUGGGAAGGGAUUUGCGUUGUCAUCUCACCUACUGAGACAUCAGUUAGUACACACUGGUGAGAGGCCGUUCACCUGCUCAGACUGUGGGAAAGGAUUCACUCAGUCAUCCCACCUACAAGCACAUCAGCGAGUUCACACUGGGGAGAGGCCAUUCACCUGCUCAGACUGUGGGAAAGGAUUCACUUCAUCAUAUAAACUUAAGGUACAUCAGCGAGUUCACAUGGGGGAGAGGCCGUUCACCUGCUCGGACUGUGGGAAAAGAUUCACUUCGUCAUCUCAACUGGAGAUUCAUCAGCAAGUUCACACUGGGGAGAGGCUGUUCACCUGCUCAGACUGUGGGAAAGGAUUCACUCAGUCAUCCCACCUACAAGCACAUCAGCGAGUUCACACUGGGGAGAGGCCAUUCACCUGCUCAGACUGUGGGAAAGGAUUCACUCAGUCAUCCCACCUACAAGCACAUCGGCGAGUUCACACUGGGGAGAGGCCAUUCACCUGCUCGGACUGUGGGAAUGGAUUCACUCAGUCAUCCCACCUACAAGCACAUCAGCGAGUUCACACUGGUGAGAAGCCGUUCACCUGCUCGGACUGUGGGAAGGGAUUCACUCAGUCAUCCCACCUACAAGCACAUCAGCGAGUUCACACUGGAGAGAGGCCGUUCACCUGCUCAUUGUGUGGGAAGCGAUUCGCGUUGUCCUCUCACCUACUGAGACAUCAGUUAGUACACACUGGUGAGAGGCCAUUCACCUGCUCAGAAUGUGGGAAAAGAUUCACUUUGUCAUCUCAACUUAAGGUACAUCAGCGAGUUCACACUGGGGAGAGGCCAUUCACCUGCUCAGACUAUGGAAAAGGAUUCACUCAGUCAUCCCACCUGCGAGCACACUACUCAGUUCACACCGGGGAGACUCCAGACACCUGCUCGGACUUUGGGAAGAGAUUCUCUCAGUCAAAUCAACCAAAUGUGCAUCAUUGAGUUCACACUGGAGAGACUGUUCACUGGAUGUGUGUCCAUCACCGUUGCUGAAUGCAAUUUCGAGACUGACUGUCGGUGCUGAACUCUGCAAUCAUUGCUGCUGCUCACCACACCCAGUUCUGCACCCUGGUCACUGGGCAUGGGAGGAGUUUCUUCUGCCGCACAUUCACCUUUAAUAGGACUGGAGUUUAAUAUUCUGCA